Molecule: messenger RNA, 6920 nt
Organism: Ahaetulla prasina
Lineage: Eukaryota; Metazoa; Chordata; Lepidosauria; Squamata; Colubridae
Gene: LETM1
Product: leucine zipper and EF-hand containing transmembrane protein 1
Exons: 14
Coding region: 45-2327 (760 amino acids)
Biological process (GO): intracellular monoatomic cation homeostasis
Cellular component (GO): mitochondrial inner membrane
Molecular function (GO): calcium ion binding; ribosome binding
Source: RefSeq, a predicted model, not a curated record
ACUUCCGCCCCCGCCCAGGCGCAGACCGGCUGGCAGGCCCAGGCAUGGCGGCCUUCGUGCUGCUGAGGCGAUGCGCGCGGAGGGCGCCGGGGCUGCCCCGGCCGGGCUGCGGAGAGGCCGCCGCGGCAGGUCAUUUGGAGAACCUUGCUUGUCUUAACUGUUCCUCCAUGAGGCUAAUAAAAGACAUGUCUGCCCGUUUUAAAUAUUGCACUAAUAUCUCACCUUACGUUUAUUGUACAAAAGACAGCUACACUUGGACAAAAGAAGAAAGGCAGGGGGCAGCCCUGAGAGCGUUUGACUCCCUGCGGCCCUCUCCCCACAGAGGAGUUUCAGGGCCUUGUUGGGUUACAGUGAGGAACUGGCAUUCUUCAGCAUCCAGAAAUGAUGACUCUGUAGUAGAAAAAUCACUCAAGUCCCUGAAAGACAAAAACAAGAAGUUGGAAGAAGGGGGCCCCAUUUAUAGUCCAGCAGUGGAAGAAACCAUCGUUAAAAAAUCCAUUGGGCAGAAGAUUGUCGAUGAGGUGAAGCAUUACUAUCACGGCUUCCGGUUGUUGUGGAUCGAUUCCAAAAUUGCCGCCAGAAUGCUCUGGCAGAUCCUUCACGGCAGCUCCAUGACCCGCCGGGAGCGCAGACAGUUCCUUCGGAUCUGUGCCGACCUCUUUCGCUUGGUCCCUUUCCUCGUCUUCAUUGUGGUUCCCUUCAUGGAAUUCUUGCUUCCUGUAGCUUUGAAGUUGUUCCCCAAUAUGCUUCCUUCGACAUUUGAGACAAACUCUAAGAAGGAAGAGAGGUUGAAGAAAGAACUGAGAGUAAAGCUUGAGGUGGCUAAAUUUCUUCAAGAUACUAUUGAAGAGAUUGCCUUAAAAAACAAAGCCGCUAAAGGGAAUGCUACGAAGGAUUUCUCAACCUUCUUUCAAAAGAUACGCGAGACUGGUGAGAGGCCAAGCAACGAAGAGAUUUUACGAUUUUCUAAACUGUUUGAGGAUGAGCUGACCCUGGACAACCUCACAAGGCCCCAGCUGGUUGCUCUGUGUAAACUUUUGGAACUUCAGUCAAUUGGAACAAACAACUUUCUUCGCUUCCAGCUAAUAAUGAGACUGAGAAGUAUCAAAGCGGACGAUAAACUGAUAACUGAGGAGGGCGUGAAUAGCCUGACGGUAAAAGAGUUGCAAGCGGCCUGCCGAGUGAGGGGCAUGAGAGCCCUCGGCGUCACGGAGGAGCGGUUAAAGGAUCAGCUGAAGCAGUGGUUGGACUUGCAUCUGAAUCAAGAAAUCCCAACUUCCCUGCUUAUAUUAUCCAGAGCGCUGUACCUCCCAGAAACUCUGUCUCCGGCUGACCAGCUGAAAACGACUUUGCAAAUUCUCCCUGAGAAUGUGGCGAAGGAGGCUCAGGUGAAAGCAGCAGAAGUGGAAGGAGAAAAGAUUGACAAUAAAGCCAGGUUGGAAGCAACUCUUCAAGAAGAGGAAGCCAUCAGGAAAGAACACCAUGAGAAAGAGCUGGAAAAGCUUUCCGAAGCGGCUGAAAAAGCCAAAGAGACUCUUCACGCUGCGGAAAGGGAGGUGAUAGUAGAUCUGGAUUCCUCAGCUCUGAACAAAGUCUCUCUAGAUGCCACUGCUGAACGAGAACCGGCAAAAGUGAAUUUAACCCUGCAGUCAGAGGUUUUGAAAGAUACGGCCCCGGUAUUGGAAGGCAUGAAGGGCGAAGAAAUAACAAAAGAAGAGAUUGACAUGCUAAGCGAUGCUUGCUCUAAACUGAAGGAACAAAAGAAAUUGCUGACAAAGGAGAAGGAGGAACUGGAGGACCUGAAGGAUGACGUGCAGGAAUACAGCGAGGAUUUGCAAGAAAUCAAGGAACUAUCUAAGAAAGGACCAGAAGACAUAGUUGAAGAAUCCAAAGCCAGCAAGAGGCUGACUAAAAAAGUGAACCGAAUGAUUGGGCAGAUCGAUAGAAUCAUUCAGGAGUUGGAGACAGACCAAAAACCAGUCGGAGAACAGCUGAGCGGGGGUCCCAGUCCUCCCAUUGGGCUGCGUUUCCCAUUUAGGGAGAACCUCAUCAGCAUCCAGGAUCUUAUUAAUGUGAUGAAGCAGCUCCAGGAAAUCCCCGAAGGCAAACUCAACAAGCUGGCUGAGGCGCUGGAUGAGAAUAAGGACGGCAAGAUCAACAUAGAUGACGUGGUCAAGGUGAUUGAAUUGAUUGACAAGGAGGACAUCGAUAUCUCUACCAAGCAAGUAGCAGAGAUCGUAUCGCUGCUGCACAAGGAAGAAAAAGUGGAAGAGAUUGAGAAGACCAAAGAAAGCGCAGAGAAGGAAGCGGCAGAAGUGAAGAACUAGCCUAUGGUUCAACAGUUGAAUGGAAGGCGGCCUCCUGGGUACCUUAGUCAGCACUUAGUAACGGUGAGAUGAAGCACCCUGGUAGUUUUCCAACUAAUCAAAGAUACAGUAAUUUUUGGACCCUGGGGAGACAAAGGAUCAUUCCAUGAAAUAGAAAGCGUUCCGGGCUUCUAAGAAAUCAACCCAUCUUCUACAGUGAUGCUGGUUCUUUGGCCUGGUGUGUUGAUUCCGUCUCUUUGUGACUGUGACGGUUGUCAUGUAAAUCAGAAAAUUCUUUGCAAUGCACAAGGAAUCACUUCUCCUUUUUAAACUAUGUUACAUUUGCUUGUCAUGGAGAUGAUAAUGUUUUUCUUCUUGGGAAAGUGAAAAUCUCUACUGCAAAAUCUCCAAUACUGAAACCACUCAAAAAUGGCUAAAUCCAGGUGAAAAAUGGUUUAUGAAAAUCUUGUAAUUAUUUUAUGUUAAUGUGUAAAAUUGCACUGCAACCAUAAUUUAAAAAAAUCAAAAACCUUCUCAAACAUUUUUAUUCGGCUCAUUGUUAAAAAAGAGAAAAAGUUAAUAUUGCACUAUUUAGCUAUCAAUACACAUCAUUUUAAAAAGGGUUUAAGUUAUCCCUCUAUAAUCCCAUUGAUCUUUCUCUCAGUUUUAUCCAUUUAUCUAGUUUCACUUAUACAGAAUCUGGACUCCCAGAGUUUGCAGAUCAGACAUCAGUUAGCUGCAAGGCGACUUUGAAAUUGUUAAAAAAAAAAAAAGUCUACCAAAUCACUGUUUAUAUAAUAGGUGUACUUUAAUCAGGAGAUUUGUUUUUCACCUUGGGUAUGAAAUAACUAAUUCAACGUACUGGAAACAUCAUAAAAACUGCCUGUAUAAUCAUGACAAUUAAAGGCUGCUAAUAAGUAUCUUCCUUAGUUUGCCUUGCUUUUGAUCUAGUCCAUUCUGCUGUGUAGUUGCGCUAGGCAGAGUUUCUUAAGCAGCCCUUUAAAGCAUUUAGGGGGACGGGGGAGGGGCACUAUGUUUUUCCGAUGGGUGGAGGUGAUUCCAAGUCUAUUCCCAAGAAUAGGGGGGGUUGAAAUUGGCCGUGUGAGCCUGAACGACUCUGGUUUCAGUUAUGAGGCUUGGGUUUGUCAGGGCUCAGAAAUGGUAUUUGCGUUGCCUUUCUUUAAUUGAGUUGCAAUAUGAACAAACACCCUGGGCCUCCCAGGUUUGGUGUCAGAAUUAAUAGAAAAUGUAUUUUAGACGCCAGUUUGGAGGAAUUAAAACCAUGACCGUUCAUCGAUUUGUCCCCAUUUUCUAGUUUUGCUGCCGCCUUAGCACUGUUGAUAGGCAAGACGCAAACUUAGCCGAUUUACUCUCACACUCCUCUUCCAGUUGUGAUAUGCGUUGGUUUUAUGGGGACGCCACUGAAGCAGCCUCUGAUGACCUGAGAAGUUCCUUUUGGGCAGACUUUAAAUACGUUUCAUUGUGUGAGGAGUGUUGGCCCACAGAAAGGGCCGUUAUUUUUUAUUGCAUGCUUAUUCCUGUGACAAAUUAGCAAAAGGGAGCACAACUGUACUGUCCAUCCAAGUGCCUCCUUUGGAUCCAAGAGAAAAUCCCUAUUUGGGGGCAGAAGGAACGGUUGAGCCUUCUUACAGCUCUACUUCAUAAUCCGUCAGGUUACAGCGGCUACUUGAUGCUACAAAGUACAUUGGUCAAACCUGUGUACUUGCAUUGUUGCAGAGGAAGUGCAAAGCCACACCCGAGCGAAACACACGUCUUGUGCCUGCUUUAGACUGGAAGCAGCUCUUGGAAACAGUUGUGUGCAUGCACAACUUCUGGAGGCGUUAAAGUGUUUAAGUUCAUAGAGUAGAUACUAAGUUUCCUGUGGUCUGGUGCUCACGUAGUGUUUGAGUUGAUCCCUAUCCUGAAGGAAGCCACGGCCGUCGCUUUCCAUUCCCCGUUUCCUUUCUAGCUCCAUAUUGCUACCACUUUCCUUUGUCCAAACUUUGGCUGAUAACGUAGCAGGGAACGCAAGGAGGAGCUCUCAUUUUUGCAGUCGUGUGUACGAUUGUGUGUCUGCAGGGGCAACAGAACACAAGAUGAUGGGAGAGUGGAGCUACCCCACCUGCCUUUUGGCCAUGAUGACCCAGUUAAUCUUUUGGAAAAGAGAAGGGAGCGGCUGCAACUCAGAGAAGGGACCCUUAGUUGCUUACAAGCAUGAACUUCAGAGAAGAUCUGGAAUCUAUGAUGGUCUUGAGUGGGGAGAAGAAGACUUGCAGGCCCCCUUUCUGUCCUCUUGGGUGACUUUCAGUGCCUUUACCGAUGGUGGGAAUUUCUUCCUUCCAUCGUGAAGAAAGAGAGAAGCAGAUAAAUUGGCUUUUCAACAUUGUCACAUUGGCCCUAGAUCUUUGGUUGGCUUCUGUUUCCUUCUAGCUUCCAUAGCUUUAGCAGCAGGUUCUUCUGAGCAAAGAACUUUGCCUUUUUUUUAAAUGGGGCAGCAAGUGGUAGGAUUCUUGUUUUGCAUAUAGAAAUUGCCGCUGGAAAAAAUCCAGCCUCAACAUCAACUCUGUUGACAGCUUACGUGAAUUAACCGCCUGUCUCGAUAUAACACAGCUUUCUGCCUUUGUUUAGGAUACAUAAAGGACAAUGGACAGAUAAUCGUAAACUUUCUGUAUUUAUGGGUUGAUAAAUCCGUGUUAGGAAAAUAUACAUACUAUUAGGCAUACUUUGUACAUUGUACAUGUGUAUGGACACACACACACACAUAUCUUUUUGAUGGAUAAUGGUAAAUAUCAGUUGGAUUUAAAUGAGAAAUUGUUCAGGAUUAGUGAGCUGAAGGCAUAAAAGGGAAAAGAGAGGUUGUAUUUUCAAUAAACAUUAAUUUUCAGAAAUAAAGUCUGAGAAUCGGUAACUGGUGGUAAACUUCAGAUGCAGAAUAUUAAACAUUUGACAUUUCAUAUGGCAAACUGCAUUUACAGACCUCCCCCUUCCCUUUAUUUCUGAAAAUAAUUGCUUUUAUUUCUGUCGAGAACACAUUGUGUUAUUUUGGCAGAGGGUUUGCAGAUUUAGGCUGCCUCCGUCUCCUUAAGAGGCAGAAGGGAAGAUGAGUUUUCAUCUCAGUUCAUAUGUGGGUUGACUGGAAACCUUGAGUUAUAGAAGAUGACAGGCGAGAGCAGGAUUGGUUGGCACUAUAAGAUGGUACUUGCAGGACAGUUGAAUGUACCUCAUCUUUUGUAAUCAAAUUAUAAAUAUUUUGCCCCAGUUCAGAUGUAAAAUAAAGACUAUACUAUUCAGUUAAAAUAUAACCAAGGCCUUUCCUGGUAAAGAAUAUUCUAUGGGCCAUGUUUUGAUGUAAACUGUUGUAUUGAUAGGUACAGUUUCCUUAAAUUUUUCACGUAACUGGUUGAAUCCAGCCGUUCAAAGCUCUUUGGGUCACUUCCGAGUCCCCCAAGAAGUCCAGAGAUUUAGGGGCUGCAGACUAACGUUGCACCUUCCCUCCCUUUUUGCAGAUUUCUGCAACCAAACUGUUGCCUUCCAUCUGUAGCUUCUCUUUUUGCCAGCCAGAUGGGUUCCCUUUCUCUGUUACAGAGGCUGGGGCUGGAAUUAGGCCUUUCAGACCCUUAGGGCCCCCCCCCUCCCUCUGGGAAAGUCUUAAAUCUACAGACUUCAGGCUCCCUUCAUUUGCUGUUAAAAUGCUCUGGAUACUCACAAUGGCUGAUCAGAGUAGAUAGUCUCCCUCCCGAUGCAGUGUGUGAUUCCAUAAAUAUUGAAGGAUGUCCUAGAAAAAACAACUACUGGGUGAAUUUUGUGAUUUAAAAAAAAAGUUAAGAAAUCAUGGGGCAAACGUGCUCCUUUUAAAGGUGCAACCACUUUUUUCAACAAAUAUUUUUUAUAAAAAAUAUAUAUAGGAUCAGAAAGCCAGAUCUGAAUACUCCCUUGCCAAAAUAGAGAGAGAGACUAGAUUUUUUGACUUCAAUCAGUGAACUUUCAAGCUAAGAAAGACCCUCUUUGAGGUUUUUGAGAGCUGACUCCCCUCGCCCUAGAAGGAAACCGAGGCAAGGGGGAGGAGGGAUCUGGUUCAGCCCUGGAGGGGCCCUUUUACACUCCACUCGAUUGAUUCUGGGAGGGGCAUUGUUUCUUUAUCAAGAUUUGAAAUGGAAAUGAAUCCACAUUGGCAAAUCAGUGAUUUUAAAAAAUAUCUUAACUGGCAAUCUAAGCUUGUAGAUAAUCUACUGUAGUAGCAGAGAAAUUUCAUGCCAUUUCAUAGGUUUUAAGAAUUAGCACUAGGCGACCCAUCUUGCUUUUUUCUAGAAGGGAAUUCAAUUCUCUUUUGAAAAGAGCUUUGAACCAUUACCAGUUAUAUAAGAUCUGAGUUGAAAUACAUUUUAGUGUGUAAUGCUAGUGGUGCUUUGUGUUUAAUAUGUAUAAAAUCUUUUUAUCUUUCUAAGCUUAAAUUAUUAUAUAAAAUACAUUAUUAAAGAAAAAUAUACCAUAUUUCCUCUUUUACUGUGCAUUAUUUAUGAAUAAAAUCUUAAAUAAUAAACCUGUCGAUAUUGAUCAUGUGAACUAAAAGACAAUACUUGAUGUACAGCAGAAUAAAAAAUGAUUGAAACUUUU